Gloeophyllum trabeum ATCC 11539 is the source of this 369-nucleotide messenger RNA. RefSeq lists its product as uncharacterized. Lineage: Eukaryota; Fungi; Basidiomycota; Agaricomycetes; Gloeophyllales; Gloeophyllaceae. The record is from RefSeq and is a predicted model, not a curated record. Bases 1 to 369 code for a protein of 122 amino acids. The transcript has a single exon.
AUGCUGGCCGUCCACCGACUGCUGCCAACACGACCUCCCUUGUCUUCACCCGCGGCGCAGCAGACCGUCACGAUCCAAGGACGCUGGAAAGACACCAGAGCCUCGCUCCACUUGCCUCCUCUGGCCGAUACGUUUACCUUCCCGCCGAACUUACACAAAGCGUCGCGUCCCCGACCGCCAUCCCGCAUAGACCUGCGCCGCCGGGACGAAGAAGCCGAGCUGCACUUCACGGAAGACGCGCUGAGGGAGCAAAGCCUCUCGCUCGAGGAGAUGGGCAACAUGUUCAGGGCAGUCGUACUCGCUGAGAAGGAGAACGCUCGGACAGCACCCGCAACACGGAACCAGGCUCGCAAGAAGGGAAAGGGCUAG